AUGGACUACAAGGCCGCUCCACAGUUCUCCAUGACGAGCAUGAAGAGUUCCGGCUUUACUGACCCAUUCCAGUAUAACAAUCAGACUGGGGCGGUCCUUCAGAUGAGAAACAGCUACAGUACCGUCAGCCGCGAGAUGCUAAUCUCUGGAAAGCUCGCGUUAGAGAGGAUCGAGAUGCAGAAUAGAGUUCAGCUUAAUGCAAAGUCAUCCUAUUUAUUGAAUGGGAAGUUGCUCUCCUAUGAGGAUGGUCACGCUGGUUCCGAUCUGCAGUAUGACAAAAACGGUUGCUUAACCCAGGAUAAAGUCCGGAGAAGCCUGGAGUACGACACCAGGGGCCGUUUAAGGGCUGUGCACGACGCCGCUGGCAAGAAGCUGUGCAGCUACCAGUACGACGCCACUGGAAAGCUUUCCGUCUUGGCCUCGGUGCAAGCAAAAACACCGCCCAAGUCUCCCAGCGGAAGUACACUCUCCAGCAUUGCGGCAGGCAUCCUCACAGGUGGUGCCUCGCUGGCCAUCGAGGUCGGUGUCGCCAUCGCUGUGGGCGCGGCUUCAGAUGCCGCGGCUGGCAUUACCUAUGAUGCUUUAUCGGAACGAGAGUUCCCGACAUGA
Aspergillus tanneri is the source of this 609-nucleotide messenger RNA. RefSeq lists its product as uncharacterized. The transcript has 4 exons. Lineage: Eukaryota; Fungi; Ascomycota; Eurotiomycetes; Eurotiales; Aspergillaceae. The coding region runs from base 1 to 609 and encodes 202 amino acids. The record is from RefSeq and is a predicted model, not a curated record.